GCACAGCCCGGAGGGCCGAAAUGCAACAUCAGUUAGAGAGAAAGAGAAAGAGAAGGAGAGAGAGAGAGCGAGAGCGAAAGAAAGAAGUAGUUUUCCCAUGAUAGAACACGAGCUGCUUUUCUCCCGCUGUAACUGAAAGGCGUGCGGACAGGGUCUAGGCUCUGGGAGUGAAUUAGAACUCUCCGCUAUAUCUAUUACCGGGUAACUGUCUCCCCGGGUUGGAGGGUGUACCACCAUCACAUACACACUCCCGGUCUCGGAAGUUUAAUUGAUUUAAGGACAACUGUAUUAAACAGCCAUCGGCUGCCUCCACGAGUCCGGAAGAACCACCUAGUUAGAAAUAGCAUACUACUUGCUGUCUGACGUCCUCUCUGUCGCUCCAUCUCUCUUUUCUUUCUCUUUCUAGCUCACACACGCGCGCGCACCUUCCUCUAUCACACACUAACACUGGAAAGUUUGAUUGCGUUGGCUCGUGGUCAAGAAGACAGCGUUUUUAACGGAAUCAGCCAGUCGAUGUCAGAGAGACCAUCCCUCUCCUGGCCCGGAACAGGGCACCCUCGAACCGUUUAACGGAUACCGGGACAGCCAGCGAGCAGGUUUUUGGCUCCGCAGCGGUUCCUGUUUCGCAUGGACAGCUGUUAUUAGCGGGGAACUUUCUUUCCAACUCUUGCUCCUUCCAGAGAGGAUGUUAACGUUAUCAGUCUAUUUCACAUGAAAACACCCCGUCAGAGUGUGUGUGUGAGUGCGUCUGUGCGUGCCUGUGUAACCUACUAUAUGUGUGUGUGGUUUCAAAUGAAGACCUGAGUUCGUGUGUGUGUUUCUGGGUUCGUGUGGCGCGGCUCUGGUUUUUGGAUUAUUAACCGGCGAGGAGCAGUGUUGGAGAUGUGUCUCUGUUUUACCGAUUUACCUAUUUAUUUAGCCGUUAACGGCUGAACCGGACUGCUCGCAUUCGACUCGUGACUUCAGGAUUACUGCUCUGGAACCUGCCAUGAUUCUGCUGAACCUUCUCAGCGUGCUGGUUCUGCUGGGGUCUGUGUGUGUGGUGUGUGUGUGGGGGCAUGGAUGGAGGGAGCCGCUGGACUGCGUGCGGGCGUUAGAGCUGUGUAACGGGGACAGCCAGUGCAGCUCCAGCUACAGGAUCAUGCGCCAGUGCCUGUCAGGUGGGGCGCGGGAUCGCCAGACCAUGCUGGCUGGCAGAGAGUGCCAGGGGGCCAUAGAGGUCCUACAGGACUCGUCGCUCUACGAUUGUCGCUGUAAGAGAGCCAUGAAGAAGGAAUUACAGUGUCUGCAGAACUACUGGAGUAUACACCAGGGCCUGACAGAGAGCGGAGAGGACUUCUAUGAGAUGUCACCCUAUGAGCUCCACGAAUUCUCAGAAGAGUUUAGACACGCCUCCAUCAUCUCAGACUCUUCUCUGUCCAAGGCCAGCCCAUGUUCUGAGCCAGGGAAACCCUGUAACCCAUGUCUCGAUGCAGCCAAGGCUUGCAACCUCAAUGAAACCUGCAAGAGACAACGCUCCAAUUACAUCGCUAUCUGCAACAAGCUCUCUCAGCCCUCACUUGCCAACCAGGAGCCUUGCAGCCGCAAACGAUGUCACAAGGCGCUGCGUCAGUUCUUUGAGCGUGUGCAGUGGGAGCUGAGUUACCCCCUGUUGUUCUGCUCGUGUUCGGACCAGGCCUGUGCUGAGAGACGUAGACAGACCAUUGUACCUGCCUGCUCCCACCAGGAGAAACACAGACCCUCCUGUCUAGAGCUACGACGCGCCUGCCGCUCCGAUGCACUCUGCAGAUCAAGACUGGCUGAUUUCCAUACGAACUGUCAGAUGACUGGUCACUCCAUCACCAGCUGUCCCCAUGAUAACUACCAUGGCUGCCUCAUGGCCUACGUAGGCCUUAUUGGGUCUGAUGUGACUCCUAACUACAUGGACAGCAGUCCCAGUAACAGCACCAUCUCUCCCUGGUGCUCCUGCAGAGGGACUGGCAACCAGGAAAAUGAGUGUGACGCCUUCCUCAGAGACUUCACACACAACACCUGCCUCAAGAAUGCCAUCCAGGCGUUUGGCUAUGGUCCAGAGGGGAGUGUACUUCCUGUUAUAGAGUCUUUGGCCACGCCCUUUCCUCCCAUACAGCCACCACUCAACUCUAAGCCUGCCCCCUCGCUCCAUGCCAAUGAAAUCAAGCCUCAGGACAGCACCUGUGUCUUCUCAACCUGCGCCAACCUUAAGGAUGGAGAACAAAAGUGCAUUCCCUCCAAUGACUUUGAGUGUGAAGAGGCGUUAUUGGCACAGGGUUCUAAGGGAGAAGAGGGUAGAGCCCAGCACUCUGCAGCAGCCCCUGGAACCCUGAUUGUGAGAGAGUGUGUGAGUGUGUGCAUGUCCAUGUUGGGGCUUCUGCUCCAGGCUCUGUAGUACACAUGUACACUCCUGACUGCUGACCUCGAAACCCUGUCCUCGGGGUCAGACAGGAAGCCCAAACGCCACCCGCAGGAAGUUAUGUGACAUCAUAUCCUCCACUACCAUGUCAAAACAACAACAUCGACAGAAAAACUGAGCGAAGAUGAAAGCAGAGUCGAAGAAAGGAGGAAAGGUAUUGGAGAGGAGAAGUGAUGAGAUGAGAUGAGGAGGAGACGAGAGAGAGGACAGAGAAGAGACUGGCACUCAUUCUACAGAGAGACAAAGAGAGGGAGAGAGAGAAGGAGACAGACACUGGAUGGAUGAUUCUACACAUGCCCUGUCCUAUCCUCCCACCCUGAACACUGUGGACUCUCAGGUCUGCAUUACCACCCUUUGUCUUGGUGUUUCUGAGUGUAUAGACACUUUGGCUGAGAUGGUAGUUCUGAUGUCUAACUGAUAGGGUGCAGAAUGAGUUGGCGAAGUGUGCUGCCAAAAGACGCACUUCCUAAAAAUCUGAUGGGACACUGCACCUCCAGAAAUUCAUCCUCAUAUGCAUUUUAAAAUAAACUGUAAACAGGGUGUGAAUUACGGUAUAGACGGGGGGGGGGGGGGGGGGGGCUCAGCUCACCUGAAUGAGACGUUAGCUCCCUUAAAUGCAACUAAAGUCAAACUUUGGGGGGUCGCUAAAUAAUGCUAAUUGAACUAUUCUCCUAUUUGUUUAAAAUGCAGUGGUAAAUAUGUUUUACAGUGGUAAAUAUGAGAAUAAAAGCUUACAAAUGAAACAAACACCCCUAUCUCUCUGUCAUGGUUUAAACCAUUUCUUUCUAUGUAGAGGCGCUGUCCACUUAGUACUGCUGAAUUUUGCCCUCAGCUGAGCUUCUUUACACAUAGAUUUUCCUUUGUACUUUGUUCCUUUUAUUCCAAUGCAUUAGAUUUAUUUGUUGAUUUAUCAUUGUUUGUUUUUGUCGGUCAGCUGUUUAGAGAGCUCAAUGCUUUGUUUUUCAGGUGCGUGUGGGUACUGGUGUUCUCCGUGCCACCCGUGGCCAGAAGUACCAGACCGUUUAUUUAGCUUUAUUAUUUUCUAUCAAUAUUUGUUUUCUUUCCUAGAUCAGCUGAUGAUGGUCAACAGUAUCACUAACCAACUAGCCUAUAGCUGGACACCAAUGUGCAUCCAGUCCAUCCAUCAAGUAUACAUUAAUGAAAGUAGGCCUUUAAGGUAACUUGUUUGGUUAGAAGCAUCUGAUUAUGGCAUAGGUCUACAUCAUUUUGGAUUUAUGUGCCCAUGGCAACUGUUUUCACAUCAUAAAAUGUCAUGUUGGCAUAGUUACACUUACAGUACAUCUACAGAAAUCUCCAAGAUCCAGGAUUCGUACAAGGUUUAAGUUCAAUGUUCUAAUUCAGUUGUUAAAUACUUAUUUAUAACAAAUAAUGUAAUUCAUGUAAGGGACUAAAGGUAGUGUUUUAUGUCACACGAUCUGUGAAGACUCCAAGCAUUAACUCAUGAGUUAUGGACAGCUCAUGAACUAGGAUGUAAAACAUGUUUUGAUUCAACUCAUGUAUUAUAUUGAAUGUAGGCUACCUUUUCUGCGUGUGUGUUCAUGUGUGUAAAAUUGCCUCGGCUGAGAGGGUAGGCUACCGGCAGUGGUGUAGGCCUAGCGGUGGGUAAAUGCAAGCAAACACCGUUUACCCACCUUUUUCUGAAAAAUGCAUUGAAAGUAGUCUAUAGGGAGCGUUUUCACAGCGACCGGCAAUAGACUACUGGUAGGCCUAUUAGAAGUUCAUGAUAAAACACAUUGUGGCCUAGUAAGUUGACACUGUGUGUUAGGGUAACCAUCCUGUUUUCCUAGGACAGAUACAGACGCAUUUCAGGUGUCCCGACUUUUCAGGCUACAAAAAAAUGUCAAUUUGUCAGCGAGACGCAUCAAUUAAUGCAGGCCUAAUCAAUGGCAACCUCUGAAUGUCAUUAGACACACUGUUUGGUGUUUUGUAACAAAUGUCUAUUUCCAUUCAUCAAAUGACGUGAGUAUACAUGCAGCUUGAAUUCUGGAAUUAUUUUGGAGUAUACCAACAUGCACAGGUAGCCUACUUUUUGAAGUGAUUUGUUUGGCAAUCAGAUGAAAAUAUCAUGACUGGUUGUGUUCAUGCCACAUUAAAAGGUCAUUCAUUUCUACCAUUUAAAUGUCAUCUUCAUUAUUAGGCCCAUACAUUUUUUUCAAUAUAGACCCCCCCUGAAUGUCAUGGGGUAAUUCGCACUCUGACUUUACACCUCAAGUGUCAAGAAUUGGACAGGGAAACAAUCGAGGAGAGGACUAUUCUGCUAGGGCCUCUGACUCUACUUUCAUUAGAUGGACACUACUGGAAUUGGACUAGACUGCACAGACUCUAAUGUGAUUGGAGCAAAAAGUCCAGAUAGGAGGGACUGUUCCUCUGUCUCUGACCUCAGUAACCUUCACAUCUCAGACACACACACACACACACACACACACACACACACACACACACACACACACACACACACACACACACACACACACACACACACACACACACACACACACACACACACACACACACACACACACACACAAAAACAACUCCUAAAGACACCUUGCAGACUUUCUCCCUCAACCUCUUUAGUCCUCACUGCCUGGCAGAUGGUUAAUACACACACGUGCGCACACACACACACAUAUUCCACCCUCACGUACAAACACACACACACACAUAUUCCACCCUCACGUACAAACACACACACACACAUAUUCCACCCUCACGUACAAACACACACACACAUAUUCCACCCUCACGUACAAACACACACACACAUAUUCCACCCUCACGUGCAAACACAAACACACACACACAUAUUCCACCCUCACGUGCAAACACAAACACACACACACAUAUUCCACCCUCACGUGCAAACACAAACACACACACACAUAUUCCACCCUCACGUGCAAACACAAACACACACACACAUAUUCCACCCUCACGUGCAAACACAAACACACACACACAUAUUCCACCCUCACGUGGAAACACAAACACACACACACAUAUUCCACCCUCACGUGCAAACACAAACACACACACACACAUAUUCCACCCUCACGUGCAAACACAAACACACACACACAUAUUCCACCCUCACGUGCAAACACAAACACACACACACAUAUUCCACCCUCACGUGCAAACACAAACACACACACACAUAUUCCACCCUCACGUGCAAACACAAACACACACAAACAUACAGAAACACGUCAAGGACACUUUGCAGACUUCUGCAGACACUAUUGUAAGUUGAAGUGGUUUUCUAUCUCAGUUGUGUUGUUUAAACUGGAAAAAGAAAAUAGAGUCAUGUAAAAAUAUGAUUAAAAAAGUAAGUCUCACUACACAGCUGUGUGCAGCAGUUUGAGUGUAUAAAUCUGUAUUAUAUAUUUGUGUGUGUGUGUGUGUGUGUAUUAUAAUUGUGUGCAUUAUACCUCUGAAACUCUGUGGAGUAUUUUUAUAUGUUGGAGUGUGAGGCUAGUGGAGAUCCAGAACACGGACAGAGGCGUGACACACACUUGUUCUCCAGGGAAUGUGUGUAAAUCAUCUGUUGCCAUGGAUACUGGUGGUGCCAACACUCAUCUCUGUCAGGUCUUACUGUACUUGUCAUCUUUUCUUUUCCUGCUGUGAGAGAGAGAAAAAUAGAGAGAGUGAGAAGAAGAGGGGGAAAGAGAAAAUGAGAGAAAAGCAAGAGGAGAAAGGAGAGGAGGGGAGGAUUAUAAGGUGCAGGUUUCUAUGUACGCUUUUACUGAGCUACAGCAGCGUAAAUGAAAUAUGUGUCUAAAGACCUGAAUAAAAACAUCUGUAACAAUA
This is a messenger RNA of Oncorhynchus kisutch (coho salmon), 6262 nucleotides long. Its product is annotated as GDNF family receptor alpha-2. Gene Ontology annotation, molecular function: signaling receptor activity. The transcript has 10 exons. The record is from RefSeq and is a predicted model, not a curated record. Gene Ontology annotation, cellular component: external side of plasma membrane; signaling receptor complex. Gene Ontology annotation, biological process: nervous system development. The coding region runs from base 989 to 2407 and encodes 472 amino acids. Lineage: Eukaryota; Metazoa; Chordata; Actinopteri; Salmoniformes; Salmonidae.